GGGAGGAAGUGCCGGUGCCCGCGGCCGCCGCUCCUGCUUGUCUCUGUGGUUACGUUUGUCUGCCGGCCGGGCAGCUUCCUCCAGCUGGGCAGUCGCAAUGGGAGUCCCGGCUUUCUUUCGCUGGCUCAGCCGCAAGUACCCGUCCAUCAUUGUCAACUGCGUGGAAGAGAAGCCAAAAGAAUGCAAUGGUGUAAAGAUCCCUGUUGAUGCCAGUAAACCAAAUCCAAAUGAUGUGGAGUUUGAUAAUCUGUAUUUGGAUAUGAAUGGAAUCAUCCAUCCCUGUACUCAUCCUGAAGACAAACCAGCACCAAAAAAUGAAGACGAAAUGAUGGUUGCAAUUUUUGAGUACAUUGACAGACUUUUCAAUAUUGUAAGACCAAGACGACUUCUAUACAUGGCAAUAGAUGGAGUGGCACCGCGUGCUAAAAUGAACCAGCAGCGUUCCAGAAGGUUUAGAGCAUCAAAAGAAGGAAUGGAAGCAGCAGUGGAGAAGCAGCGAGUCAGGGAAGAAAUAUUGGCAAAAGGUGGCUUUCUUCCUCCAGAAGAAAUAAAAGAAAGAUUUGACAGCAACUGUAUUACACCAGGAACUGAGUUCAUGGACAAUCUUGCUAAAUGCCUUCGCUAUUACAUAGCUGAUCGUUUAAAUAAUGACCCUGGGUGGAAAAACUUGACAGUUAUUUUAUCUGAUGCUAGUGCUCCUGGUGAAGGAGAACAUAAAAUCAUGGAUUAUAUUAGAAGACAAAGAGCCCAACCUAACCAUGACCCAAAUACUCAUCAUUGCUUAUGUGGAGCAGAUGCUGAUCUCAUUAUGCUCGGCCUUGCUACACACGAACCCAACUUUACCAUCAUUAGAGAAGAAUUCAAACCAAAUAAACCCAAACCAUGUGGACUUUGUAAUCAGUUUGGGCAUGAGGUCAAAGACUGUGAAGGUUUGCCAAGAGAAAAGAAGGGAAAGCAUGAUGAACUUGCAGAUAGUCUUCCUUGUGCAGAAGGAGAAUUUAUCUUCCUUCGUCUUAAUGUUCUUCGUGAGUAUUUGGAAAGAGAGCUCACCAUGGCCAGCCUGCCAUUUACAUUUGAUGUUGAGAGGAGUAUUGAUGACUGGGUCUUCAUGUGCUUCUUUGUGGGAAAUGACUUCCUUCCUCACUUGCCAUCAUUAGAAAUUAGGGAAGGUGCAAUUGACCGUUUGGUUAACAUAUACAAAAAUGUGGUACACAAAACUGGGGGUUACCUUACAGAAAGUGGUUAUGUCAAUCUGCAAAGAGUACAGAUGAUCAUGUUAGCAGUUGGUGAAGUUGAGGAUAGCAUUUUUAAAAAGAGAAAGGAUGAUGAGGACAGUUUUAGAAGACGACAGAAAGAAAAAAGAAAGAGAAUGAAGAGAGAUCAACCAGCUUUCUCUCCUGGUGGAAUAUUAACCCCUCAUGCCUUGGGUUCAAGAAAUUCACCAGGUUCUCAAGUAGCCAGUAAUCCAAGACAAGCAGCCUAUGAAAUGAGGAUGCAGAAUAACUCUAGUCCUUCAGUAUCUCCUAAUACGAGUUUCACUUCUGAUGGCUCCCCAUCUCCAAUAGGAGGAAUUAAGCGAAAAGCAGAAGACAGUGACAGUGAACCUGAGCCUGAGGAUAAUGUCAGGCUAUGGGAAGCUGGUUGGAAGCAGCGGUACUACAAGAACAAAUUUGACGUUGAUGCAGCUGAUGAGAAAUUCCGUCGUAAAGUUGUACAGUCUUAUGUUGAGGGGCUCUGCUGGGUUCUUCGAUAUUAUUACCAGGGCUGUGCUUCCUGGAAGUGGUAUUAUCCAUUCCAUUAUGCACCAUUUGCUUCAGACUUUGAAGGUAUUGCAGACAUGCCAUCUGAUUUUGAGAAGGGCACUAAACCAUUUAAACCAUUGGAACAACUUAUGGGAGUUUUUCCAGCUGCAAGUGGUAACUUUCUACCUCCAUCAUGGCGGAAGCUCAUGAGUGAUCCCGAUUCUAGUAUAAUUGACUUCUACCCAGAAGAUUUUGCUAUUGAUUUGAAUGGGAAGAAAUAUGCAUGGCAAGGUGUUGCUCUGUUGCCUUUUGUGGAUGAGCGAAGGCUGCGAGCUGCUCUAGAAGAGGUAUACCCAGACCUCACUCCAGAAGAGACUAAAAGAAACAGUCUUGGAGGUGACAUCUUAUUUGUGGGCAAACAUCACCCACUCCAUGACUUCAUUUUAGAACUCUACCAGACAGGUUCCACAGAGCCAGUGGAUGUACCACCUGAACUAUGUCAUGGGAUGCAAGGAAAGUUUUCUUUGGAUGAAGAAGCUGUUCUUCCAGAUCAGAUAGUAUGUUCUCCUGUCCCCAUGUUACGGGAUCUGACACAGAACACUGCAAUCAGUAUUAAUUUUAAAGACCCACAGUUUGCUGAAGACUACAUUUUUAAAGCUGUAAUGCUUCCAGGAGCAAGAAAACCAGCACCAGUACUGAAACCUAGUGACUGGGAAAAGUCCAGCAAUGGACGGCAGUGGAAGCCCCAGCUUGGCUUUAAUCGGGACCGGCGGCCUGUCCACCUGGAUCAGGCUGCAUUUAGGACUUUGGGCCAUGUUAUACCAAGAGGCUCAGGGGCUGGCGUUUAUGGCAAUGCUGCACCACCACCUGCAACUUAUCAGGGGAACUUAUACAGGCCGCUGUUGAGAGGACAAGCCCAGAUUCCAAAACUUAUGUCAAAUAUGAGGCCACAGGAUUCCUGGCGGGGUCCUCCUCCUCUUUUCCAGCAGCAAAGAUUUGACAGAGGCGUUGGGGCUGAACCUCUGCUACCAUGGAACCGGAUGCUCCAAACCCAAAAUGCAGCCUUCCAGCCAAACCAGUACCAGAUGCUGGCUGGACCUGGCGGGUAUCCACCCAGACGCGAUGAUCGUGGAGGGAGACAGGUGAUACAGUGUGGGCUGUGGCAUGAAAAGCACACUGCACACUUGGUACUUAGCCAUGCUUCUCAGGACACCGUAUUUUCCUAAAAACAUUUCUGGAUGAGAUACUGAUAGUGUCAGUCAGCUGAACUUGGGUCCCUCAAUUUAAAAUGUAUAUAGAGUGAGUCUGUGCCUUACUCUAUCUGUUACACCCUGAAGAUGCUAAAGGUUUUCCAGCCCCAGAGUCCUUUUAAUCAUAGAGGUCAGUAAUAUUUAGCACAAAUAGAGUCAGUUGCCAAAACAUUUUUUUAUCCUUUAAGGAUGUUCUUUAUAGUAGUAGAAACUAGAUUUCAUAGUAGAUAAUUUUGUAGAAGCUGAAAGCAAUAGUCUACCCUUUUAGCUGUUACCUUUAUUCAUCUUAGAAGUCUCCUCUGUCUUGAUUCAUCUGGGAUACCCCUUUUCAUGGAAAGAAAUAUCUCCUUCAUUAUUUCCCACAUAUUUUUAAGCUAAAUUUAAAUAGCUUUACAAUGAGUAUAACAAUUCCUAGACAAAUUUAUUUAGCAUGUGUGAGCUUCAUUUCCUUCUCUGUAAAGUAUCCAGUUUAAGCAGAAUUUAAGACAGAGGUCUGUUUGCCUCAGUCUAUUUGUCCCCCCAGCCAUUUGACACCUGGCUAGUAUUUACGUGCUCUGCAAUCAAAUCCUUGCCAGAGAACAGGGUCUGAAUACUCCGAUUUAGUGUGUGCAGUGUUCAUAGAGUUUAGCACCUGUGGUGAUGUGAAGUGGUUUUAAAAUUGCUUACCUUGUGUUGCCUACAGGCCUUUUGCAGUGCUUCGAAUAUUAAUUUUCUUACACAGGUUCUUGGCAUGCGGUCCCUUUGUGUAAGACCUCUCUUUUGACAGCUUAGAAAGAUGUUUUUUUUUCUUCUACACAUUUUUGU
Enhydra lutris kenyoni (northern sea otter) is the source of this 3796-nucleotide messenger RNA. Its product is annotated as 5'-3' exoribonuclease 2. The record is from RefSeq and is a predicted model, not a curated record. Gene Ontology annotation, molecular function: 5'-3' RNA exonuclease activity; RNA binding. The transcript is spliced from 29 exons. Gene Ontology annotation, biological process: nuclear-transcribed mRNA catabolic process. Gene Ontology annotation, cellular component: nucleus. NCBI's taxonomy places the organism in Eukaryota, Metazoa, Chordata, Mammalia, Carnivora, Mustelidae. The coding region runs from base 98 to 2968 and encodes 956 amino acids.